UGAGUAUGAGUAUCGCUGAGGAACUAGAACUGUGAUAGUGUGUUGUUUGUUUAUUGUUUUGUGUAAACUGUAAUGUGUAAUGUAGUGUAAACAGUACGGACUAGAAUAUAAUUAACAGUGUUCUUCAGCAUUUUUGUGUUUUCUACAACGAGUAAUAUCCAAAAAUUUAUAGAAAAAUGGCUGCAGCUUCGGGAACGAUGACAUUUCAGGAGAAACAAGCAGAGAGAAUGAAGAAACUGAGAGAGCUUCACAGUAAAAGGAAUGAAGCACGCCAGUUGAAUCACCAAGAAGUAGUGGAAGAAGACAAGCGCAACAACCUCCCAACCAAUUGGGAAGCAAGGAAACGAAGAGCAGAGUGGAUUUUAAAUGAUGAAAAGAAAAGAAGAGAGGCUGAAGAAGGUGGUCAGGAUUAUGAUCGUGUGAAACUUCUCAACAUUGGAGCUUCGGAGGCUGAAAUACUUGAAAAAAAGAAGAAGAAGAAAAAUCCUGAUACAGGUUUUGCAGACUAUGAGCAAGCUACUAUCAGGCAGUACAACCGACUAGUAAAAAAUCUGAAGCCAGAUAUGGAACACUACAGUCGACAACGUGAAAAACUUGGAGAGGCUUUCUAUGGCAGCAGAAACACAAUUCUGCAUGGCUUGCAGGAAGACACAAAAGAGGGGGUUGACAGAAUGGUUGAAGAUUUGGAAAAACAGAUUGCCAAGAGGGAAAAAUACAGCCGCCGCCGCACCCACAAUGAUGAUGCUGAUAUCGAUUACAUCAAUGAACGUAACAUGAAUUUCAACAAGAAGUUGGAACGGUUCUAUGGUGAACACACAACAGAAAUUAAGCAGAAUCUUGAGCGAGGAACAGCUGUUUGAGUGAUUCUGAAAUACUAUUUCCAUCCAAAACUGUGUCACCUUACUUGGAACUCCUCAGGUGUUUGUUGUCAAAAACUAUUUUUUUCGUGAAUUCAGAUUGGCUGAUCGAAGAGUAAUUAAGUGGCUCCUUCUUAACCAUUUAGGAUAAAAGGAGAUACUGUAAAAAUAUAUAUGUAAAAUAGUUAUAAGUGAUGUACAAAUACAAAUUCCAGGUGGGAAUUUUUAUCUGGAAAAUAAAUGUACAUAGUGACACCAUGCC
Messenger RNA from Schistocerca americana (American grasshopper), 1119 nucleotides. RefSeq names its product pre-mRNA-splicing factor syf2. The transcript is spliced from 5 exons. The record is from RefSeq and is a predicted model, not a curated record. The coding region runs from base 177 to 860 and encodes 227 amino acids. Gene Ontology annotation, cellular component: post-mRNA release spliceosomal complex; catalytic step 2 spliceosome; Prp19 complex. Lineage: Eukaryota; Metazoa; Arthropoda; Insecta; Orthoptera; Acrididae.